CCGGCGCCAGCGGGGGCGCGGGAUCCGUCCCGGCGCCUGCGCGCUGCAGAGGCGGCGGCGGUGGCAGCGGCCUGAAGAGCCCCGCGGGGAGAGCGGGCGGCGGCGGUGCUAGUUCUGGUGGUUCGGCGUGUCGCUGGGCGGCCGUGAUCGCGCGCCACGAUGCCUGCGGUGUCAAAGGGCGAUGGGAUGCGGGGCCUGGCGGUCUUCAUCUCCGAUAUCCGGAACUGCAAAAGCAAAGAAGCGGAGAUAAAGAGAAUAAAUAAAGAAUUAGCAAACAUUCGGUCAAAAUUUAAAGGGGAUAAGGCUCUGGAUGGUUACAGUAAGAAAAAAUAUGUCUGCAAACUGCUUUUCAUCUUUCUCCUGGGGCAUGACAUUGACUUUGGUCACAUGGAGGCUGUAAACCUGCUCAGUUCUAAUAGAUAUACAGAGAAACAAAUUGGAUAUCUCUUCAUCUCCGUACUAGUGAACUCUAACAGUGAGCUGAUUCGCCUAAUAAACAAUGCGAUCAAGAAUGAUCUGGCCAGCCGCAACCCCACCUUCAUGGGGCUUGCGCUGCACUGUAUUGCUAAUGUGGGUAGCCGGGAGAUGGCGGAAGCAUUUGCUGGAGAAAUUCCAAAAAUACUUGUAGCUGGAGAUACUAUGGAUAGUGUGAAGCAGAGCGCUGCCUUAUGCUUGCUGCGUUUAUAUAGAACUUCUCCUGACCUUGUCCCCAUGGGAGACUGGACAUCUAGAGUCGUACAUCUCCUCAAUGACCAGCACUUGGGUGUGGUUACUGCAGCUACAAGUCUGAUCACCACUUUGGCACAGAAGAACCCAGAAGAGUUUAAAACUUCAGUCUCCUUGGCAGUGUCUAGAUUAAGCAGAAUUGUAACUUCUGCAUCAACAGAUCUUCAGGACUAUACAUACUACUUUGUUCCUGCUCCUUGGUUAUCUGUGAAACUUCUGAGGCUGUUACAGUGCUAUCCACCUCCAGAAGACCCUGCGGUACGUGGUCGUCUAACAGAAUGCCUGGAAACUAUCCUUAACAAAGCACAGGAGCCACCAAAGUCAAAAAAAGUACAACACUCAAAUGCGAAGAAUGCUGUGCUGUUUGAGGCAAUAAGCUUAAUUAUACAUCAUGACAGUGAGCCAAAUCUACUAGUCCGUGCCUGUAACCAGCUAGGUCAGUUCUUGCAGCACCGAGAAACUAAUUUGCGUUACCUAGCACUGGAAAGCAUGUGCACGCUUGCCAGCUCUGAAUUCUCACAUGAGGCUGUGAAAACACACAUAGAAACAGUUAUCAAUGCAUUGAAGACUGAAAGAGAUGUAAGUGUACGACAAAGAGCUGUAGAUCUCCUGUAUGCAAUGUGUGACCGAAGCAAUGCCCAACAGAUUGUGGCUGAAAUGCUGAAUUAUCUGGAGACUGCUGAUUAUUCCAUUAGAGAAGAAAUUGUUCUGAAAGUUGCAAUUCUAGCUGAGAAGUAUGCAGUGGAUUAUACCUGGUAUGUGGAUACCAUCUUGAAUCUGAUUCGCAUUGCUGGUGACUAUGUCAGUGAAGAAGUGUGGUAUCGAGUUAUUCAGAUUGUCAUCAACAGAGAUGAUGUUCAAGGGUAUGCAGCAAAGACUGUUUUUGAGGCCCUUCAAGCUCCAGCAUGCCAUGAGAAUCUUGUAAAAGUAGGUGGCUACAUCUUGGGAGAAUUUGGUAAUCUGAUAGCAGGUGAUCCAAGAUCAAGUCCUCUCAUCCAGUUCAACUUGCUACAUUCCAAGUUUCAUCUGUGUAGUGUUCCUACCCGAGCUCUGCUCCUGUCUACCUACAUCAAGUUUGUGAACCUGUUUCCGGAAAUCAAAACUACAAUUCAAGAUGUACUACGUAGUGACAGUCAGCUAAAGAAUGCUGAUGUUGAGCUGCAGCAGAGAGCUGUUGAGUAUUUGAGGCUCAGUACUAUUGCCAGUACUGAUAUACUGGCUACCGUGCUGGAAGAAAUGCCUCCCUUUCCAGAGAGAGAAUCUUCUAUUUUGGCUAAACUCAAGAAGAAGAAAGGCCCAGGCACAGUUACUGAUCUGGAAGAAAUCAAAAAGGAGAGGAGCUCUGAUAUGAAUGGAAGUGCUGAACCUGCCUCUGUCAAUGCCAGUGCUGUUUCUACUCCUUCUCCAUCUGCGGAUCUGCUGGGUCUGGGUGCUGCCCCUCUCACCAAUUCAGCUCCCCCACCGUCUUCUAGUGGUAGCCUGCUGGUGGAUGUAUUUUCUGAUUCAGCUUCUGCAGUUGCACCUCUUGCUCCUGGUUCUGAUGACAACUUUGCGAGCCCUGACCUGGCUUCAUCUGAGGUAGUUUCUGAGGAACCAGCUGAUACUGUGCAUGAUGCUGAUGAGCUUUUUCACAAGUUUGUGUGUAAAAAUAAUGGAGUCUUAUUUGAAAAUCAGUUGCUACAAAUUGGAUUGAAAUCUGAAUUUCGACAGAACCUGGGACGUAUGUUCAUAUUCUAUGGUAAUAAGACGUCAACACAGUUCUUGAAUUUUACUCCAACAGUUAUCUGUUCAGAUGACUUGCAGUCAAGCCUGAAUCUUCAGACAAAACCUGUUGACCCCACAGUGGAUGGAGGUGCACAGGUUCAGCAGGUUGUGAACAUUGAAUGUGUGUCAGACUUUAUGGAAGCUCCAAUCCUGAACAUUCAAUUCAGGUAUGGUGGAACAUUUCAAAAUCUUUCAGUAAAAUUACCCAUCACACUGAAUAAAUUUUUCCAGCCAACAGAGAUGUCUUCUCAAGACUUUUUUCAGCGUUGGAAGCAGCUGAGCAAUCCGAAACAAGAAGUACAGAAUAUCUUUAAAGCAAAACACCCAAUGGAUGCAGAGAUCACAAAAGCAAAGAUAAUUGGCUUUGGAUCAGCCCUUCUUGAGGAGGUAGAUCCCAAUCCUGCUAACUUUGUUGGCGCUGGUAUCAUACAUACAAAAACUACUCAGAUUGGAUGCUUGCUGCGCCUUGAACCCAACCUCCAGGCACAGAUGUAUAGGCUCACACUACGAACAAGUAAAGAAGCUGUGUCUCAGAGAUUAUGUGAAUUGCUCUCAGAACAGUUUUAAUAUUAACCAUGUCAGUUUUGGUUUUUCCAUUUAUAUCACUGUCAUCAUACUGCAAAUAAAUGUCUUGUACAUCACUGUCUGAGUACUGCAAUGUUAACCAAUACCAGCUCCCUGCCUUAAUAGAAUUUGACCCUUUGUUUGAAAUUAAGACUGUAAAAUGUACAGUACAGGGAAGUGACUUUUGACAUAAAAAAUGGCUUUAGUCUGUUACACAAAGGGUGGUAUGGCUGUCUUGUGCUCCUUUUUUUUGCAGAGGUCAGGCUUUUAAACUUGUUAAAGGGAACUUGGUAUAGAUGUGGAAACUAAGGAUUUCAGCUAUGACUAGUAACAUUCUGCCUUGGUAGCUUGAACAGGUACUCCCUCUGCUCUGAGCUGGAAGAAACCAAUGUAAUGCUGCUCAGUAAUUCAGAUGUUACUGUACAGUCAAAAUGUUGUAAAGUUGAACAUUGCCACAAGUCCUGUACUGAAUGGAAGUGCAGAUUCCAGGAUGCGAGUCUGAUUCAAGGGAACAUUUAUGUUGAGUGUCACCAAUCUUUGUAUUUGACAAAUGCCACAGGACCAGAGAGUCUUAAAGUAUUAAUCUUGUAAUCCUUUACACCUUAAUGUUUUCUAUCUUUGGAAAGUGGAUUGACUAGAAAAGCUAUUAUUAAUCCUUGGGCUUAUCUCAAAUAAUGAGGUGAGCUUCUCUGGUAGGUGGUGCAUGAGUACAUGCUUGUUCAUUGUUGGUCAAACUGAAGUUAAAAACUGUUUUCUGUUUUCCAUCAGACUUAGCAAAAUAGUCCCAAUGAUAUGAUAUAAUUAACUACAGAGUCUGGUAUUAUAUAAAAGGAGAAGAGUGGAGAAAUGGGCCCUUGAAGGGUUAAGGCAUGAAAAUGUAUUUUCAACCAAUGUUUUUUUUCCCCCGGUGUACAGUAAUGUUAAAACUUGAGAGGUUGAAUAACUGGUAUCUGAACAGUUUCCUGUCUGUCAGUGGUGGCAAAAAUAUCUAGCAUGGCAUAGAAGACUUGUGUCGGGACCAAGGGUAGAAAGCCUGAAAAUGUUCAGCUUUUUUAGUGGUUUUUACAGACAAAACCUUUGUAAAUUGUUCCACAUCAGCAAACUCUUAGCAGCCUCUCUGCAGAAAUAAGCAGGCACAACUUUGGCUCACAGCUCUUCCAGCCUUGACAUGCAUAAAGGCUGCUAAAACAAAGCAGGUGAGGUGUAGUGCAGUAAACUGUUGGCAGUUGUCAGUGAAUACUACAGGUCACGGUGGUCCAAGUCAGCUGCUGUUGAUGUGAGAAUUGAACCUCAGAUCAAGAUUUCUUCAAGGUUGUUUAAAAGAAGCCUGGAAGUGGUUUAUCACAACACAUAUGGCCAAGUAUGCCCAUGAAAUAAAGGUUUUGAGUGAUAUAGUGAUGAUAUUGAAAAUACAUUUAAAUGAGGCUCCUAUCAUGCUGCCCGGUACACAGAAAGGGACAGUAUUCCUGCAUGAUUGAGUGUGCCUUGCUUUUUUUCUUCAGUGUUUUGAGUUAAAUGAUGGAACUGGGUGAUCAUAGUUUGGUUUGAGUGAAGGCUAGUGAUUGUACGUGAGUUCAAAUGAAGAAUGAGGAACAAAGGUUUGGCUGUGGUGUCUCGAUUUUGGGGGAUACAUGUUGGGUUUUUGUUGUUGUCUGUGUUGGUUGUUGGUUUGGUUGGUUUUUUUGCUUGCUUUUUUUUUCUUUUUCCCCUCCUAGAAAUGGCUGGUAGCUAUGGAUGUUAUGACUGAGAACUUGGCCAUAGACCUGGUCGUCUUGCUAAAGUUCUCUUGAACAGUUGGCCCUUUUAUGGCUUUGAGUAGGUAAUCAAGACUCUUCAAUCAAAAGCAUUGUCUUUGAAAAUCUUCAUGAGUAGAUCCUGCAGUCAGGUUGGGCAGUUGGCAAAAUGCUAAUGACUGCCUUAUGUUUUUUCCUCUGGAUGCCAUAUGUCUCUUCAUUAGUCCUGUUAUAUUAACCAUUCUGUUGGCUGCUAUGUUAAAAAUCUGAUGUGCUGAACUAAUGGGAGUCUUAGCAAAGACAGGGGAGGAGCUUCUAUCUCACUUUUUCCAAAUUUUGUUGUACUUCUGUCCCCCAUGAAAAUGUUCGGUGCCCUCGUUAAAGGACACCUUGAAGCACACUGCACUACUUCAGUUCACUUUGCUUUGUUUCAAGCUGUGCUAAAAUGUGCGUUAAGACUGUGGGAAGAAGGGGGUAAGGGAAAGUGUCUUUUCAAUGGUGACUGUGUUAAGCUUAUGACUGUUCACACUUGUAUUAAAUGUCAGCUUAAUGAAGCCAUGAGCAGAAAAGUGAACAAAUUAAGGACAAAUACUUUAUUUUUUUUGUGAAUGGUGGUUAACUUACCAAAGUGAUGUAUCCUGUCAAGCAGACAACGUAAUUUCUGCAGUAAACAGUGUUAUUGUUUUUAAGUGCAGUAUUUUCAGGCAUUGGCAUGUGAAAAUAACUGAAUAGCAAAACAGGUAGCAUAUAGUCAUUCUUGACCUACACUCCAGUAUGUAACAUUUAUGGUGAUUGUCUUAUUUGUAUAAAACAAAGUUCUGUCAAAUUAAGUGGAGAAUUUUCAUAUAGAAGACUAUAUAUUAGACUAUAUUCAUCAGAAGAACGUAUUAAGAUUAAAUAAAUGAUUAGAACAGUAAUCAAACUGUCCUUUUUUUGUCUGGGGGCAUGGAAGUGUAAAGAAUACUUGCAUGAAAUCGGUUGUUAUGGAACAACAAUUGAUGUGUAAUUGUAAAUUCUUUCUUGCAAACCACUAGUGGGUUCUCUUCAGUUGAGUCUUACCUGGCCUACAGAUCUCUGCUUCCCCCACUGAGUUUGUUUAUGGCUUUUUGUUGGUGUGUUUGGUUGUGUGUUACAAAUGCUCUGCUGUAAAUAAAAAAAAUCUUGAUGUAAAA
Molecule: messenger RNA, 5959 nt
Organism: Columba livia (rock pigeon)
Lineage: Eukaryota; Metazoa; Chordata; Aves; Columbiformes; Columbidae
Gene: AP2A2
Product: adaptor related protein complex 2 subunit alpha 2
Exons: 23
Coding region: 160-3057 (965 amino acids)
Biological process (GO): clathrin-dependent endocytosis; intracellular protein transport
Cellular component (GO): membrane coat; AP-2 adaptor complex
Molecular function (GO): clathrin-cargo adaptor activity
Source: RefSeq, a predicted model, not a curated record